Messenger RNA from Populus nigra (black poplar), 1763 nucleotides. RefSeq names its product DNA damage-repair/toleration protein DRT100-like. The record is from RefSeq and is a predicted model, not a curated record. Lineage: Eukaryota; Viridiplantae; Streptophyta; Magnoliopsida; Malpighiales; Salicaceae. Gene Ontology annotation, molecular function: protein binding. Bases 64 to 1500 code for a protein of 478 amino acids. The transcript has a single exon.
CCCAACUCUCACUCCCAACUACACGUGUCUUCUUUCUUGCCUUUCUGCUUUCUAAAAAUCAACAUGAAGCUCCUCUCUCUUCUCCUCUUCUCAAUGCUGCCGCUUAUUCUCCGUUCUUUCAAGCACGCAUCAGCUGCCUGCCACGUCGAUGAUCAUGCGGGUCUUUUGGCAUUCAAGUCGGGUAUAACCCACGAUCCAUCAGGCAUGCUCAGCUCGUGGAAACCGGGCACCGAUUGCUGCUCUUGGGGAGGCAUUACAUGCCUCGACAAGAUCCGGGUCAACACCGUAUGGCUUUCCGGCAACCCGGACAAACCGAAUGGAUAUUUAACGGGUUCAAUCUCACCCUCUCUCGUCAAAGUUCAAAACCUUGAUGGUAUUUAUUUUUUUGAUCUUAACAUUACGGGUCCGUUCCCGGAUGUUUUAUUCCGGUUACCGAAGCUCAAAUACAUUUACAUAGAAAACAACAAGCUCUCGGGUCCGUUACCUUCUGAUAUAGGCAAGAUGACCCAACUUUACGCUCUCAGUUUAUCAGGCAACCAGUUCACUGGGUUAAUACCGAGCUCAAUCGCCGAGUUGACUCAGCUGAGUCAGCUUAAACUUGGUAACAAUCUACUCACUGGCCCAAUUCCUCUUGGAAUCAGCAAGCUAACAGACCUGUCUUUCUUGAGUCUGCAAAAUAACAAACUCACGGGUACCAUACCUGAUUUUCUCUCAUCACUCACAAACCUUAGGAUUCUUCGACUUUCACACAACAAAUUUUCUGGUAAAAUACCAAAUUCAAUAGCCUCGCUGGCUCCAAAACUUGCUUACCUUGAACUAGGCCACAAUGCAUUGACAGGAACAAUCCCAAGUUUUCUUGGAAAGUUCAAGGCACUAGACACCCUUGAUCUUUCUUGGAACAACUUCACAGAAACUGUCCCAAAAAGUUUUGGAAACUUGACAAAAAUAUUCAAUCUUGAUCUCUCUCAUAACUCUCUUGUAGACCCAUUUCCUGUAAUGAAUGUUAAAGGCAUCGAGUCACUUGAUUUGUCUUACAAUAAGUUCCACCUUGAGAAAAUUCCGAACUGGGUCACUUCGUCUCCCAUCAUCUACUCUCUCAAGCUUGCCAAAUGCGGGAUCAAGAUGAACUUGAAUGAUUGGAAGCCAAAGGAGACGUAUUUCUAUGACUACAUUGAUCUUUCCUACAAUGAAAUAUCAGGUAGUCCAGUUUGGUUGAUGAACAAGACAGAUUAUUUGGUUGGUUUUGGGGCUUCAGGGAAUAAGUUGAAAUUUGAUCUGGGGAGUUUAAAGAUUGUUGGGACAUUGAAGAACCUGGAGUUGUCAAGAAAUCUGGUUUAUGGUAAGGUGCCCAAGUCAGUUUCUGGGCUGGAAAGUUUGAAUUUGAGCUACAAUCAUCUCUGUGGACAGCUUCCAUCAACAAAAUUCCCCGCUAGUGCAUUUGUCGGCAAUGACUGUCUGUGUGGUGCUCCACUACCUCCUUGCAAAGUGAAGGGGGAGUAAAAUAACAAAUCGUGGUCCAUGCGAGUUGGAUUAAUAAGAAAGUGGUUCGCACUCAAGACUAGGAAUGUUUAGCUGAUAAAAGAAUAAUGCUUAACUAGGAGCUGUCUUGUGCCCUUCUAUUUCUUUCUUUUUUUGGUUAGCGUCUUGUGUAGUUAUGUGCUCUCAUAUUGCCCAAUAAACUUACCAAUAACAGCAAUGUUGAGAUCCUUGGUAUGUUACAAAAGAGCUGAGUUUUAAUGACAAAAUGAGUCAGGUGCAGCAAA